GUGGCGACGACGGCGACGGCGUCCACAUGUCGAGCUGUCACGGCGAAUUAUAUCACGCAUCGGUUACCGCAGCAGUGUUUGAGGGGUGGGCCUGGUUCUGGUUCUGAGCAGGUGACUGCUUCUGCGGCGCUAGUUACGGCGGGGAUGGGUGGUGGUGAAGCGGAGGGGGGGACUCAGAUAGCUAUUGAAGCUUCUAGGCCUACGCAGGUUCCUUCGGCGAGUUUAACAAUUUCAUCCGAGAACCCACCUACGGACACGGCCGCCUCCCCACCACCACCACCACCACCGCCGCCACCGGGGGCUACAGAAAACGAAGGCGAGGAUUCCCCCCUCGACACGGCCAAGUUUCUCUCCUUCGAGGAAUGGAAAGCGCGGAAUUUGGCCUGUGCUGGGCAGAGCUCCGAGAGCUUUGAGGACCGGGUGCGGGAGCCCCGGCGCGGUGGCGCUAGCGGUUCCCUCAACAACGCUUUGGACUCUCUGGGCGAGGACGCUGAGAUCGAGUUUGACUUUGGUGGUGAAGCUGACGGUGGAGCACCCGAGUAUAAGGUUGGUCGCUCGGACGGGUCCGGUUCGCCGACGGCCGGUGGAGGAGGAGGAGGUGGAGACAACCCGGACCCACGCGGUCAUUCAAGGUCCAAGAAUGCGGGGACGACGUGCAAGGAGAGGUUCAAUUACGCUUCUUUUGACUGCGCGGCCACGGUGCAUAAGACGAAUCCUGAGGCUAAGGGGGCUACUUCUAUACUCGUGGAGAAUAAGGAUAGCUACAUGCUCGAUAAAUGCGGUGCCGAGAAGAGGUUCUUCAUUGUGGAGCUCUGCGAUGACAUACUCGUCGACACCGUCGUCCUGGCGAACUUUGAGUUCUUCUCGUCCAUGUUUCGGAGUUUCAAGGUGUUUGUCAGCGAUCGGUAUCCCAUCAAGCAGAAUGGCUGGAAGGACCUCGGAACCUUCGAGGCGAGGAAUUCCCGGCAGGUGCAGGCUUUCCUGAUCGAGAACCCGCUCAUCUGGGCGAGGUAUUUGAAGGUGGAGUUUUUGACUCAGUAUGGGAACGAGUUUUAUUGCCCGGUUAGCUUGUUGAGGGUGCAUGGGACGACCAUGAUGGAAGAGUUUAAGCACCAAGGUGAGAUCAGUGCUGGUGGGGCUGAGGAGGAUAUCAUUGAGGAGGUGGUUCCUGAGGCCGUUGCUGUGAACAUAGAGGAGGAGGUGCUGGCACGGGCUACGACUGCGACCCCGGCAGCGGCGGAGGAGGCGCCGAAGAAGAAGGAGGUGUAUGGGGUCAAUGAGGCACCGGUACGGAAGAAGGUCAGGGUCCAAAAGGGUCAUGACGGACCGGCGAUUUUCAGACCGGUAUCAGUGCUGGAAUCUGGGCCCCUGUUUCUACCGACUUGUGCAGCCAUGCAUGUGCCCUCUGCCACGCACUCCACUCCCACAUCUGUCGUGAUGGAGUCGUCCACUAUCGUUUCCGCCGGGACGAUGUCUUCCCCCUCCGCAGCAAUGUGGACCGCCAACCCUACGACUACAGUCCCGAAUCUCCCGGAAGACAGCGCCAGCAAGGAACCAGCACCGGACACUCCCUCCCAGGCCAAAGAGAAAGAGAAAGAAGCGACAUCUAAUACUUGCACUGCCCGUGCCAAAGUACCUGACACAGCCCCUCGGGAACCCGAGCCCGACCGCCACCCUCCUCCUCCCCCUUCCCCUCCCUCCUCCUCCUCCCCCUCCUCCUCCCCCCACGCCCUCCUCCCAAGUAACACACUCCCAUUCCCACCCACCCUCUGCGGUGCCAACAACACAAGAAAGCUUCUUCAAAACCGUACACAAGCGCCUAAGCCUGCUGGAAGCAAACGCAACCCUCUCGUUACAAUACAUAGAAGAGCAAUCCCGCAUCCUCCGCGACGCCUUCGUCAAGGUUGAAAAGCGCCAGAUGGAAAAGACGACACAAUUCAUUGAGAAACUGAAUUCUACAGUUUUGGCAGAGCUGCGUAGCUAUGUUCGUCCCCCCGUUUUCGAAUCCCAGGCGGUACUAAUGCUCAGCAGAGAGAACAAUACGACCAGCUCUGGCAAUCAACCGUAAUAGCCCUCGAAUCACAAAACACGCACACAGACCAGCAGAUACAAACCCUGACGACACGGCUAACCCUGCUAACCGACGAGCUCCUCUUCCAGCGGCGCAUCUACCAACUGCAAUCCCUCCUGCUGUUACUAAUAAUCAUAACUGCAGUGGUCAGCGUCGCUAUAUUGUUCCUCAAUCGGGGAUCUACCCCCUCGAGCUCGGUUUCGCCCGGAAGACUAGGAGGCCGAGGGCUGCCAACAGGGUACCUACGCUCAAUCUCUCAGGAUAGCGAUCCGCAAACACCACCACCACUACUAACCCCAUCACCCCCGGCGCCGACGCCGCGAUCACCGCUUAGCGGGAGUUCACUAACCUCUCCAACAUUGAAAUUCUCGCCGCCGAGCCCCGCCACUCUUGCCGGAGAGGAGGAGGAAGAGGAGGAAAUUGAGGGAACAAGAAGCUCCCCUGCAACACCCAGAGGGACAAGAGAUGUCUCUGCGCGUGAGAGCGCAUGGGCGAGGUUUGGGCCCAAGCUUAAGACCGAUAAGGGCGGUGGUGGUGCCGGUGGUGCGGGGACGAGGACGAGGACGGGGAGGUGGGGUCGUCUGCCGAGUCCAUUGGGGGGUUACCCCGCGGGCGGUGGAUACGCCAGCGGUAGUGGCAGCGAGCGCGAGUCCCAGUGA
Messenger RNA from Tuber aestivum (summer truffle), 2730 nucleotides. NCBI's taxonomy places the organism in Eukaryota, Fungi, Ascomycota, Pezizomycetes, Pezizales, Tuberaceae. The record is from the annotation of a GenBank genome assembly.